Messenger RNA from Manihot esculenta (cassava), 3374 nucleotides. Its product is annotated as glycine-rich cell wall structural protein-like. Bases 1746 to 3146 code for a protein of 466 amino acids. The transcript has a single exon. The record is from RefSeq and is a predicted model, not a curated record. NCBI's taxonomy places the organism in Eukaryota, Viridiplantae, Streptophyta, Magnoliopsida, Malpighiales, Euphorbiaceae.
AAAUGAAAAUGCACGUAUUAUGAUAUGAUUGCGUCAAUUUUGAGAUGAGAGGCUGUGAUUCUGCGUUGGGAUGAAAUGAGCGUGAAAAAAGGAGAAUAAAGAUGAAAUUCCUGCUACUGGAGACAUGGUGCACGACAGGUGUUUGUGCAGAUAUGCAAGUGGCAUGAGAAAAUGCCGUGAAAUCUAGUAUUGUGUUUGAGCUGAUGAUAACGGUAGUUUGAUGGACUGCUUGUCCACCAUAAAGUAGAAUUGGUAGCUGUAGAUAAACAAGAAUAAACAACACAUCCAGAGCAUUGAUCAAGCCAGCAUGGCCUCAAACUUAAAACAAUCUAUUCCUGCUCUGAGCUUUUUGGAGGGAUCAAAGGGAAGUGUUCACGUCUGCGUCCAUGGGUUUUGAGGGUCAUGGACCAAUAAUUGGCAGUCGACUUAGAAACCCUUAAGAUUCUCUUCCUCACUACAACAUGCAUCCCACCACCAAGCAAAGGGGAGCUCCUCUGUUUCCAUGAACAAGUACUGGUCCCAAUAGUAGCCUUGUGUUGGAGUAGAUUGAUGGGCAAACCUCGAGCAAGAAGAGAGGACGCAGUAGGAUCUUUACAAUCAAGCGUAGAACCUCAAACUACUAGACUUUAACAGAGGAAGAAACUGAAGAGAAGACCAGCAAGUUCUCUAGGUAUAGCCAUAGGGGUAAGUGAGCAACCAUAUUAACUUCAAGAUUUAGGAGUGCAGCCCUUCUCAGAAUAAAUCUAGGAUCUCCUUUUUUGCUCUGAACCUACAAAAAAAUACAAAGAGAAAAACACAACAAAUACAUAUUUACGCUGAUCUGUCUAUAUGAUUAUAACCCUCUUGAUUGAAGCUCAUGGUACAAAACCACAAAUCAAAAGCAAUAUUUACACUCCCAAUCUAGAGCUCUUUAGGCUGGGAAGAUUCCCCCCUACUCAAAAGAGGCAGAGGGAAGCCUCCCAGAGGUAGGGAAUUCAGCGGCUCCGGAUGAAGAAGAAAGAAACAGGAGAAAUUUGAGAAAGACAAAGUUGGUUUACAUAGCUUACGUGUGAAUCUAAAUUUAAGUAGUUAUGGAUUUUAUAAAUUGAAAGGCAUAAUCUAAUUAACAAAUUUUUUUAUUGAUUUUUAACAUUUUGUUUACAUAUUUUUAAUUAUUUAUUCAAAUAUUGUAAAGUCGAGCUUUUUUUUAAAAGGUUAAUACAAUAUUGUUAAGUGGAAACUAUCUGUCUACCAAGUGGUAUCCUAUAAUAUAUUUCUGCUUUUUAAGCUAUAUUAUUAUUAUUAUUAUUAUUAUUAUUAUUAUUAUUAUUAUUAUAGCUUAUACUAUUUGAUUAUAAUUAUAACUAUUCUAAAAUUACAUUAUAAUUUUAUAUAAUUGUAAUUUAACAAUUGCUAUUUUAGAGCAGUUCAUGCACAGAGUGUUGGGUUAUAAGUUUGGCUCUCUUGUCUUUCAUUUUUAAUCAAUUUUUUAAAUUUAUUUGUUUACUUAUUUUUCAGAUCUCCCUCAAAAAAAAAAAAAAAACAUUGAUAUGAGAAGCCUAAAACGCAACUUCAAGAGCUUUACAGGUACAGCAACCAAAGGAAAAGCUGGAAAUAAGGACAGAUGUCUGAUGCAUGGUGAUGGGUUGUUAUUACAGACAAAACAAAUUCAUAUUCACACAAACAUGAUGUCUCCGAAAUCCAGGAACCAAACAAGUACCAAACCUCCCUAUAUACAUAAUGCUUCCUUGUUUUGAUUCCAUGCAAUGCAAAGCCAAGCGAGACCUGAACUACAUUUCACCAAAAUGGCUCCUCUCAAAGGUGUCUUUAUGGUCUUACUAGGCUUAAGCUUCACUUUUGAUCACAGGCUUCUUGCGGACGCCACUUCUGACUAUCAACUUCACCAUGAAAAAACUGAUGGUCUAAAAUUGGGAGAUGUUUCUGAGAAAGGUAUUGGAUUAGGUACUGGAAUCAGCACUGGUUCUAGUGGGACUGGAUUCGGUUAUGGGCAUGGUGGUGAUCAAGUUUUUGGCAUUGAUGUUGGAUUUCGGCCAGGCUCAAAUGGAGGCUCGGGUAGUGGCGUUGGUAUUGGGUACGGGUUUGCUGGAUCUUCUAAGUAUAGCUCAGAUGCAAGUGCCAAAUUUUCAAGCGGAGGUGGAGGCGGCGGUGGGGGUGGAAGUAGUGGUUCUAAUACAGUAAUACCCAGUCCAAGUAGCGGUGGUGGAGGCGGUGGAGGUGGAGGAAGCGGAGGUGGAAGUGGUAGUUAUAAUGUACCAGUGACACCAGGUAUUGGAGGAGCAGGUGGAGGCGGAGGAGGAGGUGGAGGAAGCGGGGAUGGAAGUGGCAGUUAUAAUGUACCAUUGAUGCCUGGUACUGGAGGAGGCGGAGGUGGAGGCGGUGGAGGAACUGGGAGUGGCACUGGUAGUUAUAAUAUGCCAGUAACACCUGGGUUUGGAGGCGGUGGAGGAGGAGGUGGAGGUGGAAGAGGUAGUUAUAAUGUGCCAGCGACACCUGGUGGAGUAAGUGGGGGAGGUGGUGGAGGUGGGGGAGGAAGCGGUAGUUAUAAUGUACCUAUAUCACCUGGUCCAAUUGGCAGUGGAGGCGGCGGAGGAGGUGGAGGUGGAAGUGGUGGUUAUAAUAUCCCAUUGCCACCUAAUCCAAGUGUAGGUGGAGGUGGAGGCGGAGGCGGAGGAGGCAAUGGAGGUGGAACUGGUGGUUUUAAUUACCCAUAUGUACCUAGUCCAAGUGGAGGGGGAGGCGGAGGAGGAGGAGGUGGAGGCAAUGGAGUUGGAAGUGGUGGUUUUAAUUACCCAUUUGUACCUAGUCCAAGUGGAGGCGGAGGAGGUGGAGGUGGAGGCAAUGGUGCUGGAAAUGGUGGUUAUAAUUACCCAUAUGUACCUAGUCCAAGUGGUGGUGGAGGUGGCGGAGGCUGGGGUGGAACUUACCCAUCUCCAGGUGGAUGGGGAGGUAGAGUUGGAGGAGGAGGAGGAGGAGGAGGAGGUGGCGGCGGCGGCGGUGGAGGUGGUGGGAAUGCAGGUUACGGCUAUAUACCAGGAGUGCCAAUGCUUCCGCCAUACGGGGGCUGCGGUUGUCCCCCACAAUGUCUCCCAGGCGGUUGGAAACCGAUGCAUCAUCAUCAUUGGAUGAAGCACCAAAAUAGUCAUUAAAAUGGGCCCCACGAGUUAGGACCUCCAUUUAUUUAUCUUACCGCAACCAUAACUGAGCAUAAUAUAGUUUGUUGUUUCCGAUGCACAACUUCAAUAGAAGUUCUAAGAAUAAGCUCAAUUUAUUUCAGAUGUUUCUCAUCAAAAAAAAAAAAAAAAGAAAGAAAAGAAAAGAGCUUUACACAGAGGGAAAAAUAAAAGCUAAAAUUUCAUUUAAUAUGAGUUUCAUUU